Molecule: messenger RNA, 243 nt
Organism: Cladocopium goreaui
Lineage: Eukaryota; Dinophyceae; Suessiales; Symbiodiniaceae
Source: the annotation of a GenBank genome assembly
AUGCUACCACGAGAGGCAGUGCUUUGGACAAUUUCAGAGGUGGAUGUGUUCUUGGGCAGCCUGGGUUUCAUUCGGCCUGGCCGAGAAUCUUCCAUGAUGCGCAGCUCUAAGAGGCUUGUCCGGGCGGUCCGCGGUGGCUACAAACCGCUGGAAUUUCGUUGCGCACCCAGUGAACCCCGCAGAUACAAGAGCCAAGCUCAAACAUGCCAGACUCUCCAGAGCAGUUUCUUGGAGCCUUUAUAG